Molecule: messenger RNA, 1128 nt
Organism: Daldinia loculata
Lineage: Eukaryota; Fungi; Ascomycota; Sordariomycetes; Xylariales; Hypoxylaceae
Exons: 1
Coding region: 408-953 (181 amino acids)
Source: RefSeq, a predicted model, not a curated record
CCUAAUUUCGUUCUUUCUAAAGCCUCUAACCACUAGCAAAGGCUUUCUUUUCCAAGAUCUUCCUAGGUGUAGAGUCCAUCUUAUGACCUCAUACCAAACUUAUAAUACUAUUGUGGCGCAUUUGCUGACUUUCAGCUGAGCUAGGUAGUACCAAAAGCUAUCCUUGCUGGAAGUUGAAAUUGCAACCGAACACGUAAACUCACAGCCUCAUAUUCCAACCUACAUCGUUGAUCACGUUAUUAGACAUUUUUGAAGUCAAAGAAAUACACCUAUAUUAAACCUCAAGAAGAUCCGGUAAAUUAUUGAUUAUUGUUAUAGAAGCACAGCGCGCUAGCUUAAGUUUACUCAAUUGACAUUUUUGCGUUUAACAGUACCUAAAUCUCAUACACCUAUUGUAUAUUUUCAAGAUGGGCGUUGCAGGCUUCAUCUCACGUGUAAAGAGCAUUAUAAAACCACAAAGUCGGAAAGGAAAACCCCAGGAGGACGACAAUGUUAAGGCUCCCACAGCAUCAUUAGAGCAAACCGAGUCUACAUCGAAAGAUUCGUCACAAUCAGGACCACGCGCGCCGAAAUCGAAUAAAGGACUACGAAAACCUUCAGUUUCGAGCGGACAGUCGUCAAGCAGGCUAAGCGCUAAGCAAGACGUAAGCCCCGAGCCUACGGAUUACCUAUACUUUGGCGAAGGCGUAUCGUCCGCAGAAGUCUCCCGGUCUCUAUCAAAACAAAGCCAAAACAAAUCACCUAGUAUCCGACCAGACCAAUCGUCAACGACGACGACGACCGGAACUCACAAUAACCUUGCUACUAGUAGUGGUAGAGAUAACAGUGGAUUUUUGAAGACAGGGAUGGAUACACAGGCAACUCAGAUGGGAUAUUCAAAUUUGACGCAUGGAGGAUCGCUACAGUACGAUUAUGCUGGGACUCAGGCACCGGGCGUAGCAGGUGUUGAUUAAUACGACAUGAAGAAUGAAUCAAGUUUCCUUGCCUUGUAUUCACUGCCCCGUCCCCAUUUUUAUUUAGUAUGAUACCAGUUUAGACCCUAGCAAAUGUAGAUCAUGCGAGAUCGUUUGUACAAUCCAGCCACUAGCAUAAAAGUCACCGAGAACGCAAUAAAGCGGCUACAAGGAA